CGUGACGCUCCCGUGGUGUGUGGAUGUCAGUGUGUUUCAACCGUUGAUCGCGAGUGUUGUGGUACGAUUCCAGCACGAGACAUUCGAUUUGGUCGCAGAAUAUACUUUCACAAUAAAAUAUACUGUGCAUUAGGUUACCCACUUCCUUAGUUAAUAUUCCAGGACCGUUUAGACAGGCUUGGAACCACUUCACGGGCUUUAUAAGAAUUAAGCUUGGCCACAGUGUGAGAAGCACCUCUGUAUAACCAUCAUAAGAUCAUCCAUGACUCAAUCUACUGGAAAAAGGAGCUCUGAUAUUUUGGAACCUUCUACAUACUAACUCAAGAUGUUGCCAUUCGUCCUGCUGCUCCUACUCCUGGCCGGGAUCUCGUGUAUUUGCCCGCCAGAAUGCGAGUGUGAGUUGGAUGUCCGUGGCCGGCGCCAGGUCAUGUGCACCAAAGGCGGCAUGCAGGUCCCCAUCCCCAUCACGCAGAUGGACGCCAUGCUCGAGGUACUCAAGAUCUCCGCUCCUGACCACAACCAGAACGCGCUCACGAUCGGCCCGAUCUUCCAGCAGUUCUCGCAGCUCGAGGAGAUCCACAUCGUCAAGUCCAACAUCCCUGCCAUCGGCAAGCACUCCUUCUGGGGAGUUCCUACCCUCAAGAUGCUCAACCUGACGCAGAACAAUAUUUCCCAAGUCCUGGAGUCCAACUUUCAGGGACUGAUGCAUCUAGAGCAGCUCCACCUUGAUGACAACCGGAUAGAGUCGAUGCACAGUGGCACCUUCCGGAAGUUGCCGGAACUCCGAGUGUUGAGUCUCGCCCGGAACCGGAUCACCGAGCUGGCACCACGCCUGUUCCUCAGCUUGGCAAAACUUACACGUCUCGACCUCAGCGGCAAUCCUCUGGACGACCUCAGUCCCGAGGUCUUCAAGGAUGUUCAGGAGUUGCGUGUGUUUGCUUGUAGAGGAUGUGGCUUGAAGAACAUCAACACUCACAUAUACAGUUUGUUAUCUUCACUGACCCACUUGGACCUUGGAGACAACGAUAUCAAGUACAUCGCAUCAGACGAGUUCCGCGACCUGCGACGUCUUCAAGUUCUGCGGCUGGACGGUAACCAUCUUCCAGUAGUCCUGGAGCGAACUUUCAGCUGGACUCCCAAGCUACAAGUCCUUUCCCUCGCCAGAAACAGACUGGCCAAGGUCACCACUACGGCCUUCGUCAAUCUGACCACCCUGACAGAGCUUGACCUCAGUUACAACAAGCUAGACCGUGCGGAAACCCUCACAUUCCAGCCCCUCGCGGAAUCUCUCAAGGUGCUUAUCAUCGGUGGGAACAACAUUCCCAUCACCGAGCUGAAAUACGUGCUGCAAGUCGUCGUCAAACUGAAGGAGCUCUCAGUGGCCGACAUGGGACUGACGGACAUUCCUCUUGGGCUUCUAGUUCACUUGGAACAUCUGAGGUCUCUCAAUUUUUCUGGCAACAACAUGAUGCAUUUUCCUUCUCAAGUUCUGGCACCUGUCCCGAAGCUGAACGAGUUGGACCUGUCACGUAACAACUUCUACGGGUUAGACGAUAGACUACUGACACGCUUGGAGACCGUUCCCACAGUACAUCUGCAGGGUAAUCCGUGGUCCUGCGAUCACUGCCAUAUCAACUGGAUGUUGAACCGACUGGAGAGGAUGGAGUAUCUGCAGAGUGUAGUCUGCAUGUAUCCUUACUCGGUGCAAGGAUUGACUCUGGCCGCUCUGGACCGCGAAUCCCUGGACUGGUGCAGCGCGAGUCCUUCCUACAGAGACGACAGCAUCGCGGGCCUCAGUCUCGCUCACACGACCAAACUGGGAUUCAUCGCCGCCGGGGCCGCCAUCAUCCUGCUCCUCAUCUCCUCCACCGUCAUCGUCCUGACGGUCUUCUACUCCCGCCACCACGCCGCCUACUACUACACUCACGAGGAGAAGCGGGGACCCGAGCACGACUCCAUCUUCGAGAACCACGGCGCCGUCAUCGACGACGGCCUCAAGCCCAAGAAGGUGUCCAUAGCUACGAUCGACGAGAUCACCAAGGAUCCCGACCUGCAGAUUCUGGCGAACGGUUCGUGAGACUUGGGGUUCUUCGUGUGAGAGGACUUGCGCACAGUGAGACUAGCUCGCACACGACUCUGACCUCACUCGUGAGACGGACAGACUUACUUAUCUGAGAGAUUCACAUUGCCUUACGUCUCUAUAUUUUUGUAUCGUCGAGUCUUAGUACUGUGAAUGCCUUGUUACCUAGUGACUACAAUGUCUGAUCAUGUCAUCUGCUUCAAGUGUUCUUCGUCUAAUGUCUACGAACUUCCACUUUGCGACGUAACGACGUUUCUUGGUAAACGUUAUCCUAAUUACGGUGACUGUUAGUCUUAAAAACAUGUCAAUGACAAAUUCUCUUCAGUUCUUCUUUGUUGUUAGUAUCAUCUAGUCAUUAAUUGUUUUAUGAAAUGUAAAUCAGAGUAUAGCCCAUUGGAGUCACCCAAUUAUGAAAUCAUUCGUAAGAGAAGCAAUUCCUUUACAGCGUAUUAUGUAAACAUUUUAAUUAUGUGUAGUUAAAUUAAUUUGGCACAUCCUUAAAAAAAGGAAACCAUUCAGAUUAUAUUUUAAAGUAAAGAAUAAGGCGGUAGUUUUAGUUAACAAUAUUUUAUUACUCAAAUUUUAUAUGUUAUUAUUCAGCAGAGUUCUUUCUAGGUUGUUUACUAUUUAAGUUUUAUUCUGUUAUAGUUCAUAGUUAUUGUGAGACGCAGCUUAUGUAAUACGUAACAGGGUCAAUAUUUUGUAUUUCAAUUUGUAUACUAACUUCACAAAACAUAAUUAGAAAUAUAAAAAUCACUUGGUGUUGUUACAAAAAAUAUUUUAUGUUCAUAAAUGUGUAAGUUUUGAUAGGUACAACUUCAUUAAAUCCUAAUUUUUAAUUUAUUCCGCUUCACAAGAACGUGAAAUGUUCCUUGGAUUUACAACUUACAUAUCGUUAAAAUAUUUAAACACGAAGCACAUGUAGUUACAUUAGUUGGACCUAUAUUUAUUUCUCAUUUUAAACAAAAUAAGGAGGAUUUAUUGCGAUUUUAUAGUGUACAUUGUGGAUCGCCGAUCGAAAAGAAAUGUAAUUUAUUCCUUAAAUUUCAAUUUACAUUACGUCAAUUUAUUUUCAGGAGGCCGGAUAUUUUGAAACUUACUUUCCUUCUUUUCGAUGUAUCUAUUUUUGUAAGAAAGUAGCUUAGAUGAUAAUAGGACGUGUUAUAUUUUCAUACUUAACUGUUAAGAUGUUCGUAUUAUGUUCCUUUUUUAUUGUAUCCUUUUGCAUUGCAUUUAUUAUGGUAAGAUGUUUUCAUUAAUACAUAACUGUAUCUGUCACAAAAUAGUUUCAAUAGCUUAAAAACCCCUUCAUAUUCGGUAAGUGUAUUAAAUUGAUCAUUUUCUCAGUUAACGUCGGUAAACGUGGACUUUGAUUUCUGUAGCUUGUGUAAAUAAGAGAUCUAUGCUGAACAUGUAAUGUUAAUAUAAUCCAACUUCAUAUUUUAAUAGAUGUAACUUGUAAAUAAGUUAGAUUUGGAGUAACAUAGAAAUACUAAGUCAUUUAUUUUUAUAAUAGGAUUCGAGUGUACGACACUUUUUAAUAUUUUGUUGUAUAAUUUACAAGCACAAUGCUUUUAUAUUUUAUAUGAAGUUGUUCUAGAAAAGAGUUUGUAGAUUUCUGUUUCAAAUCUUCUAUGUUUAAGAUCAUCCGGAUCUCAUUCUUUAUUGUUGUGUAUUUGUAUGUACAUAAUUAAAUUAAAUUUAGUUCAUAACAUUUAUUAUUUUAUUAAAAUAUGUUUUAGUGUAUGUAAACAUUUCUUCUACUACUUGGAUGGGUACAACCUUUAAUUGUAUUAGUUACACCAGAGAUAACUCAUGUAUCAGUUUGUCGUGCUGUAAAGACAGCCAUCUGGUCAGUAACAAUGUUUAAACGGCAACAAUUAAGUUUAGUGGCGUAAACUAGCGUUGGACUUGAUAACUCCCUGGUAAUCUUCCUGGUAUGAAUGGUAUAUCUCUCGCGUAACUAAUACGGAAAUAAUUAGUCGUUACUUUGAAGGUGCUAUUAUUCGUUUAGUUUGCAAUAGAGAAUUUGUAUCACUGUGUGCUUUUAACGAAUGAAUAGUGUUAUCAUAACAGCUUGUCAACUUUCUCAAUUUUUCAUUUUUGUAUUUUCACACUAUUUGCAAUACAUAUUGUCAAAUACUGAUGUGGGACUUGGUCAAUGUUGAAUAUUAAAAACAUCUCAAUACAAUAUUUUACAAAA
This is a messenger RNA of Homalodisca vitripennis (glassy-winged sharpshooter), 4283 nucleotides long. Its product is annotated as trophoblast glycoprotein-like. Lineage: Eukaryota; Metazoa; Arthropoda; Insecta; Hemiptera; Cicadellidae. The record is from RefSeq and is a predicted model, not a curated record. Gene Ontology annotation, molecular function: protein binding. The transcript is spliced from 9 exons. The coding region runs from base 326 to 2077 and encodes 583 amino acids.